Molecule: messenger RNA, 1821 nt
Organism: Prunus mume (Japanese apricot)
Lineage: Eukaryota; Viridiplantae; Streptophyta; Magnoliopsida; Rosales; Rosaceae
Source: RefSeq, a predicted model, not a curated record
ACCUCUUUUCUUCACUCUCCACAAAACCCAUUUGCCUCACCCGCACAUCACACAAAACUCUCUCCUCUUCUUCAUCAUCAGCUCACCUGUCACCACCACCACCAGCAUCGUCGCCGGCGAGAAUAGAUCGCCGGAAAUGAAUUUUCCGGCGACGUUACUACUCAUAUUCAUACGAAAUGUUCGUAUCUUCGAUCAUCGCCAUCACGUGUUCCACGAAAAACCCUCAUCGGAAGCCAUACUCUUUUAGCUCAAGUUUUCCCCCAAAAAAAAACAAAAACAUUAACAGUUUCUAGAGAGAGGUACUAAUUUUUCUGUUCAAUCUUAAUUUUGGAGCUUUUGGACCGGAUUGACCCUGUAGUCGGAGAGAACGAGUUGAGAUUUUCGAGUGUUUUUGGUAGUUGAGGAGGAGAGUGAAUGCGGAUGAAGAAAAUGUUGAUUUCAGAAUCGAGUUGAUUUUUGUAGAAAUUUUUGGUUAAUUUCGUAGCGGUGUAAAUGCGAAGAGUCUGUGUGUCUGUGGAUUUUGAUUUUGGAUCCCAAAGUUUAACGAGGCUGAGAUAUAGAUGGGCGGUGAGUCAGCCUAGUUAUUUGUAAUUUGUAAAACCACAGCAAAAAAAAAGCACUAAAAUCCUUAAGAAAUUCCCGGAGCUUCCCUCUUCUAUGCCAUUUCCGAUGAAGAUCCAGCCGAUAGAUGUCGACUCCGAGGCCUUGAUCGAACCGGCCAGGGUCGACUUGGCGAAACCGGUCUUGAAAUCGCGGCUCAGGAGGCUGUUUGACCGGCAGUUCCCGAGCGUGCUUAGAAUUUCUUCGGCUCAGGAGAAGCCUAGCAGUGGUACUGAGCCACCGCAGCAGAGCUUCAACAACAACAAGGACGGAGGCAACGCCGCUGCUACCACGGAGUUCGAGCCCAGCUCGGUUUGCUUGGCGAAGAUGGUUCAGAAUUUCAUCGAAGAAAGCAACGAGAAGCAGCCACCGCCGAAAUGUGGCCGCAACCGCUGCAAUUGCUUUCACGGCAACAGCAAUGACAGCUCCGACGACGAGCUUGACGUCUUCGGUGGCGGUUUCGGCGAUUCAAUCCCCUCGGGUUCGUUCGGCGGCGACGCCUCCGAUAUUCUGAAGAGUCUGAUUCCAUGCGUGAGUGUGGCAGAGAGAAACCUCUUAGCCCAUACAGCGAAUAUCGUCGAAGCAAACAAAAAUCAGAAACAGAAAGACGAUUGGAGGAAGGUCGUCACCGACGGACUCAACUCUCUCGGCUACGAUUCCUCCAAAUCGAAAUGGGAGAAAUCGUCCUCUUCCCCUGCCGGUGAAUACGAGUAUAUCGAUGUGAUGGUAGAGGGCGACAGGUUGUUGAUUGACAUAGAUUUCCGAUCGGAAUUUGAGGUCGCUCGAUCCACUGGGCCCUACAAGGCCGUCCUUCAAUCCCUGCCGUACAUUUUUGUUGGAAAAUCGGACCGUCUUGGCCAGAUCGUCUCCAUCGUAUCGGAGGCAGCCAAACAGAGCCUGAAGAAGAAAGGCAUGCAUUUCCCUCCAUGGCGGAAAGCCGAGUACAUGCGCGCCAAGUGGCUCUCUCCCUACACCCGAGCCACCGCAACCAAUCCCCAAAACGACGCUGCUCCUGCGCCGGAGGUCCCAACCGUAGUUUCCGAUGCUCCGACCGAGACCGAGACCGACAAUCUCAGCGAUUGCGGCGAACUCGAGUUGAUCUUCGGCAAGAGCCCGUCGCCGCCGGCUACCCCUCUGCCAUCGCCUGCGGAAAAUCCAAUUUCCGUCGAGAAGGAGGCGGGGGAGGGGGUUGCAUUUGGCGGAUUGUUGCUUUCCAAAUGA